Capronia epimyces CBS 606.96 is the source of this 1656-nucleotide messenger RNA. RefSeq lists its product as uncharacterized. The coding region runs from base 1 to 1656 and encodes 551 amino acids. The transcript has a single exon. NCBI's taxonomy places the organism in Eukaryota, Fungi, Ascomycota, Eurotiomycetes, Chaetothyriales, Herpotrichiellaceae. The record is from RefSeq and is a predicted model, not a curated record.
AUGACAGAGGCCAUUAGUGAGGAUUGUACGUCUGUGAUCAAUUCGGGCGACGGCUUUUCUCGCGCCGUCUCAGGUGGUUCGCAGGAGGCAUUAUCUUCAUCGACGUUCGGACAGUCGGAGACGCCAACGCAAACGCCAACGCGUCCACCCGUUCCAUCUCCGAAGAGUGGCUCUUCAGACGUGGAGAACUUCUAUCUCGAAAAAUGGUAUACGUGUGUGGUGGGUUGCCUACCUCCCAUCUUCCGCGACAUAACUAUGGCGGCCGGCAUGCCGGACUUUCCUCCUCUUUGGAGUGCCAUCUGUGCCAUCUCGGCGUCUUACCUGGCUCAUAUCGAGUCUUCCAUCGUCAUCACCAAUGCGGGCGGGCGAAGGUCCCGAUAUGUCCCACAAUCCGAGCAUCGAUAUCGAAGCCUGGAAUUCUAUGACCGCGGCGUCCGAGAGCUGACGAGGCUGGUCUCGACUUCCAAACCAGCAGACAUACACUACGUGCUGGCCACGUCGCUCAUCUUUCACUAUUUUGAGAUCGACUCGGGUUCCGUCGUCGGGGCGGGCGGGCAUAUGGAAUCCAUUGACAGCCUCGUCAUGUCUUCCUACGACGUCCUCCAUGCCGAUUUGACCGGCCAAAAGCUCCUUUGCACUUGGAUGGUCCUCCGCGGCGUGGUUGCAAGCCGACGGCUCUCGGUCGGCCUCGGAUUGACCGGACUCUCUUCGUCCAUCAGCUCGGAUGAACUGGACUACAUCAUGUCCACGGCGGCAACGCCAUAUGACUCCAUCAUGCGGCUUCUGUUGACGUCGCUGUCUCUCGUCCGCGUCAUGAUUCUCGACUGGUGCGUGUGUCGUGGCGCGUCGUUCGUGACGCCGGAAGAGAAACAUGCCGCGUUCGCCGGCGUCCUGGACAAACUCUCCCUUCCCGAGUCUCGACGAGAUUGCUCCAGCUCCGAAUUGGCCGCUAUCGACGACGGCUACUGGAAGUCUCUCGCAAAGCAGCGGGCCAAACUCGACGACUGGCACUCUCGGCUGCCCAUGUCGGAGCUCCCGACCGAGAGCUUCACGUCUCAGAACACCGAUCCUACAACUGCAGACACCACCACCGCCGCCGCCGACCCGGACGUGGAGCCUCUGCGCUUUCAGACCCACGAGGCCGCCAUGAACUACAUCUACUACGCGCUGGCGCAGAUGCUCAGCUCCCGCCGGGCGCUUGCGCAAGUCGCCACCGCGGACGCCCCGCCCGCCAAAUUCACCACGCGCAACUACCCCUGGGAGCACCUCAUCCUGCGCAUCACCAUGGGCCUGGAUCUCAGCGACUGCGUGACCAAGCACACCUUCCGGGUUGGCGUCAUGUCGGUCCUCUCGACCUGCGCCGCCUGGUGCCCCCACAUCGCCGUCACCCAGGUGGCGGAGCGGUGGCUGGCCAAGCUCGAGGCCUGCGGCAUGGCCGUCGAGGACGGCAUGCCCGUGGCGGUCAUCAAGCGCGAGCUCAACUUCGUCGUCGAGAACAAGAAGAAGGACCAGGACAUCUUUCGCAUUUCCGUCCUCACCAGCGCCGACACCGAGACCAGAGAUGUAUACCAGAGUGAUUUUCAGAUGUUAUCCGCCGUGUGUGCCAAGGAUCGCCGCACUGGGAAGCUGUACAACGAUAUACAAGAGAUUCCGUAG